AUGGAGCUGCCCUCGCGUCCCUCCUCCCCUGAUGCACCGCCAGCUGACCUUUGGUCGUCUAUCCUCGACUCGGUCUCCUCGACGCGCUCCAUACCCUCCAAGCAGAUCGUCCUCCUCGGCCGUCCCCAGUCGGGCAAGAGCACACUCGCAUCCGCCCUCCUCCGCAAGCCGCUCUCCGAAGACGAAGAGCGCGAGGACGCACGCGUCGAUUUCGCACUGGGCUACGACUGGGCAGACGUAAGAGACGACGCAGACGAAGACACCCUCGCCCGCCUCUCGGUGUACACCGUCCCGUCCGGCGCGCCCGCGUACUCCGCGCUGCUCCCGCACUUUCUGCCGCCGCGCGCGUCGCUCCCGCAUACGCUUGUUAUGAUUGUGCUCGACUGGACGAAGCCGUGGACGUUUAUAGAUGAUCUCGAGCUCUGGCUCCGCUGGGUCGAGGCCUGGGCACGCGGCGAUGGCGGUGCUGCACCGGCGGGACCAGCCGCAGGUGCGGGUGCUGUGGCAGGUGCAGCUACAGCAGCGGCGGGGAAGCCAGCGGACGGAGCGAGGGAGCUGGAGAUUGCGAGGGAGGAGAACCGCGAACGGCUACAGCACCACCUGCAGCACUAUACCGAGCCCUCGGCGGACGCACUCCCCGCGUCGACGCUCACGUCGGGCACGGUUCUCCCGCUCGGCGCGGGCACGCUGACGCACAACGCCGCGGGCGUGCCGGUCGUCGUCGUGUGCACCAAGGCGGACCUGAUCGACGAGGAGAGCGACGGGACCGGCGGUGUCACGGGCGGGAUGGGCGGGAUGGUCAAGGGCAAGGGCGGCGAGUGGGAGGAGCGCACGGAUAGCGUUAUGCAGGUGCUCAGGACGAUCUGUCUAAAGUACGGUGCCUCGCUGUUCUACACGACCCCGCAGCCGUCGACACUCCAGAGCCUGCGGCAACACGCCCUGCAUCUCCUCUUCAUGCCCGCGGCAUCCGCACCCGCGAUGGCAGGCGAAGCGCCAGCGCCGACGCGCAAUCCGUUCCCGUUCGAGCAGAAGCCGAACACGCUGGACCGGGACCAGAUCGUCGUGCCCGCGGGGUGGGACUCGUGGGGCAAGAUCGGCGUGCUGCGCGAGGGCUUCGAGGCGCGCGUGUGGGGGGACGCGUGGGAGGCGGAUCUGGAGGGCCCGGCGCCUGUGGAUGGGGAGGAUGAGCAGCAGCAGAAUCAGCAAGGAGGGGGAGGGGGGCAGGGGGCGAGGAGGAUGUAUAGGUUGUUGGUGCCUGAUCAGGGUGCGAAGCCUGCAGCGCUCCCGCCAUUCAACAACCCCACGCCCGAACAGGCGUUCCUCGCGCGGCACUACGACGACAACGCCAAGAAGCCAGACCGCGACCCGCGCGGUGCGUUCCUGCGCAACCCCACUACAUCUGCCGCCGAAGCCGCUGUCAACGGUGCCGCAGGCGGCACAGGCGCAGGCGCGGGAGCAGGGAUCGUCGGCCCGCUGGGCAACUCCUCGUUCUCGCUCCCGAACGUCGAGCGCGCGCUCAGCGAGAUGGAGGCGGGCGUGGGUGGGCUCGGCGCGAGCGGUGGACCGGGUGCAGCGGGUCCCGUGGCGAACGGGGCGGGCGCGGGGUCUGCCGGGGCCGCGGGCGCGUCGGUGGUCCUGGGUGCGAGUGGGGGUUCUGGUGCGGGGAUGGGUGUGGGACCGGAUAGGCGGUCGUCGGGAUCGCGCGGUGCGGGUGUCGGUCGGCCGGGAGGGCUGGGACAGAGUGUUGGGCCGGGCGCCAGUCCAGGGCCGGGUGCAGGUGGGCAGGCGGGGCGGUCGACGUCGCCUGCGCUGGGUGGAGGACCGGGAGGCGGGGGUGGGGGACCAGGGCAGACGCAGCAUGAGGUGCUGCAGAAUUUCUUCCAGAGCUUGUUGAGCUCGCGCGAGCGGGCUGCGGGUGUUGCGGGUGCGGGUGCUGGGGGUGUGACGGCGAGGAGUCCGCCGCCGCGGGGGGCGAAUGGGACGCCGGAGGACUCGGGCAGGGACAGGAGCGGGAGCGGGAGCGGGAACGGCGGAGGUGGGGUUGAGGCUGCCCCGAGUUCGGGCGGGAGUGCUGCAGAUGAGAGCGAGACGUCGUCUUGAGCUGAGAUUUUAUCUGUCCGUGGAUAUGUUUUUGGAUGUACUUGUUGUACGCUCG
Molecule: messenger RNA, 2155 nt
Organism: Coniophora puteana RWD-64-598 SS2
Lineage: Eukaryota; Fungi; Basidiomycota; Agaricomycetes; Boletales; Coniophoraceae
Exons: 5
Coding region: 1-2100 (699 amino acids)
Biological process (GO): microtubule-based movement; microtubule cytoskeleton organization
Cellular component (GO): cytoplasmic dynein complex; centrosome
Molecular function (GO): dynein heavy chain binding
Source: RefSeq, a predicted model, not a curated record